AAAGGGAGAAAAGCUUUUAAGUCCCAGGUGACUGCAAGCCUGCCUCUAUAAUUAGCCUUUUAAGUGGGAGCCAGUCACAGUUUUGAGGAUGAGGUGAAGGUGAUCCCUGCUAGGAGCAAAGUUCACUGGACUGAUCCCACAUCACAACACUUCUCUCUCCAAAGUGACACACACACCCAGCCUUGAGCUAUCCAGACCAAUGGGCGCUUGCCCCAGAAAAAUCAAGUGUUGAGCACUUCAGGUGACGAGUCCUCCUCCUCGCAAGGUUGAGGUUAGAAAUGAAAUACUGUUUGUAUUCUGUUAUCUCAGGGGCUGAGCAGAACUGUACCAGCUGCUGGCUCUGCUUACCAUGCAGUCACCAAGUCAGCUGGCAUGGAGGAAAGGAUUCCUAGGAGACAGGGUGUAUCCCACUCUGUCAUGCCAUGAAGAGCUUGCCCAACUUUGCAGCAUCAUUUCUCCCAGCAUGAUUUCAAUGUGAGCUAGCAGAAUUCCAUAUUAUGCUGUUCCUGUUUUACCUGUGUGCAAUGCUCAGCCAAAGAACGCUGGCUGGAGGGUGGCAGAACUCUCCAAGGGCGAGAUCUGGGAAGGGAGAAGGUGAAUGUAGAGCUCUGUUUUUCUCCAGAGAGCUCCAAUUCCUGGUUAAACAGAGAGUUGCUUCUAAAGCAGAUCAGAGCAGGGUUGUUUUGCAGAUCUGGCUGGAGAUGUUUAUCCCUCAGGCAGGGAAAUGCUGGACGCAAAACCCAUAUCCCAGGAAGGGAAGAAAGGCCGUUUCUGUUCAAUCCCUCUUUAGCGAGGCUGUUUUGUAAAACACAGCCAUUAAUUCCCUGCAAUAGGAAGUGCAGACCAAAGGAGCAUAGAGUGUUUAUUUCCAGUUAUUGAUAUUUCUAAGAACACCACAAACAGCAUUCCCCCUUCUGUUCUGAAGAUGCAAGCAGUAACAGGAAACUAAAGCUCCCAUUACGCUCCAUCAGGAGAAGGCAUUUCCUGUGCAGACAGGUACUCCAGAGCCAGCCUGACAGAAGCUCCUGGGUAUACUGGCUCACAGACCACACACAGCUCAUUCCCAGCCCCAUAAAAAAGAGAAAGACAUGGGUCCUAAUGCUCCUUAUGAGGUCCUGAAUCUGCACUGAUCUUAGCCCUGCACAUGCACUCUGCCCUGCAGCCCUGUUGCAGACAGUGGGGUACAGGUUUCAAGUGCAUCCCGCUGCACCAACAUCUUCCAGCAGAAAGUUGGUGUCUUCUUCCUCCUCAUGAUCGGGGCAGAUCCACACUAGUAUCACAGCCAAAGGGUAUCACCCAUGCUUCUAUUUUAGCCCAAGAGAUGCUGAGGUGGUUCCCUGCUCCUGAGCAGCUGGUGCAAACCCAGAGAAGUGUUUGCUCUUCUCUUUCGAGACUUCUCUCUCCAGGAAUGACUGUACACAGCCUGCUGAUGGGAAGCUGCUUAGAGACUAGGGGUGGCUGCACUCAACAUUCUCUGUGACAGAAGUAUCCCAGUUCUGAUUUUUAACAGCUGUGGAGAAGCAGAAAUUUUUUAUGUGUAGCCCUGGGCGAUGGUUGAAACCACACCUAAUAGUCAGCACAGGCUGGUUUCCUGGCAGACACCACAACCCAGGUGCUCCUCAUCAGCACAGAGAUUAAUCUCUCAGCUGAGAAGAGGAUUUAAGCAGCAUUUCAACACCCUGCUGAAGGUUUUCUCCCCUGAGUACCCUACAGUGACCAGCUCACUGCCAUCUGCAGGAUGGGGCCACCUCAGGUCAUGCACUCUGCUCCCCUUACCCAGGGCAGCACUUCCUGCACAGCCCAGCUGUUCUUUCUUUUCUGGUAUCCCUUAAACAAUAGGGACAAUAAGGUGCUUGGAAGCUGUGAUGGGACACAAUGUCCUCAGGCAGCUCGGGUGGACCCAUGCUCUGUGAGGGGCCUCCAGCUGAUAUGCACCCAGCAAAGCCUGCUGCUGCUGCUGUUAUUCUGUUGUCCAGCCCUUCACAUGCAAAUUGGCAUUCCUGAAGCAGAACCUGGGACUUGUCAUAGCCAGGGCUAUGUCUGCCCCUGCAGGACACCAGCCUCUCACUGGGGUUCUUCCAUGAGGCAGAAAAAGCACAAGUGCCCCCCAAUGACCACCAUCUUGCACCACAGAAAAGGAGAGAUCCUGACUCUUAGAUUAAAAGCCGGGUGGUGUUAAGGCAUUGUUGUGUUCUUCCAGGAUCUGGCUCAAUUCUCCCCUGGUUGGGAACUGGCAGCAUUCAGCACACCACUAAAUCCACUGCCUGAGGUGUCUCAGUCUUGGUUACUGCCAAGUUUCCCCCUGUGCCAAGGGUUCAGGCACCCACUUGCCCAGAGGUGUUUAUUCACCCUGCCAGGAUGAACGGGUCAUACCACGAUUUUUCAGCAGUAAUUGCUGUUAGGGAGAAAGAGACAAGGAAUUUCUACCCACCUCCUGGGUGAGGAGAAAUUGUUUACCUUCUUGGACAGGGAAUUGCCUGCACAGCUUCACAGCAAAGCCCUGUCUGGCUUGGCACAGCAGUCACAGCACAGUGAGAGCUUGGCUCUUACAAGCUUGUCCUGAGCUCGGGGUGUACAUCCUGAUCCAACCAGGCAGAACAUGACGUUCUACAUUUGGCCGUAAAAUGAGCUGGAAACAUCCACAUGCCUGUAUCUGACACAGCUCUGAGGCCAGGAGGGAAUACACAUCCUGAGAGAUGCAGCAAGUGUCAUGGGAAAAGUCACUGUGCUCCCUCUGGACAUUUGACUUAAAUCUAUACAGCCAAAACUCUAGAGCUGGGCUCUUCCGCCACUAAAAAUAAAUGAGAAAGGCCAAGAAGUCAUCAGAUUUGAGGUCAAAUCACAACUGGCCACAGCAGUAACUAAACUCUCACCACAGUGGGCUAACACCCAGGUGCAUGGCAAUCACUCUGCUUGCUGCCUGUGCUGGUCCCACUCAUGCUGAGCCCUCAAAGUGGACAGAGAUGGACAGAUGAUACGGCAACUUGACACAGCAGGAGAGGCAGGGAAUGGCAGAGCCUUGCACGCACUUCAGAAAAUGUGAGGACAUUUCCUCCAAGUGCCCCUCUUGCUUCAGGAGUUCUUGUGAAGGGAGCAAAGCUGGGACUGGAAACCAGCCCACCUUGUACAGAGCAGAUGUCUUGACUCUUGCCAGCAAGGAGUCCCCCUGCCAUCAUCCUACAGCCUGCACCUCGGAGGCCUUGCUGCUCUACUGGCAGCGUUGCCCACAGAGGGGCUGGUUCCUCCAUCAGCUUCCUUCAGGCUGAGGACCCGAGGGCUGCACCUGCCCAAAAAAAUGGUCACCACCACCAAGGUGGCUGAGUGGUCCCCGCUGUCCUGCCGGGGACGCUGUGGAUGUACAGAUGCUCCCUGACUGCACGUGAGCUCCUUAACCAAGAUGAGAGCCCAGGCUAUUGAUGGAGAUUAGCUGCUCUCCACAGGCACUUCAAGCAUUUCCUCUGUGCUCUGCCCAUUGUUUGUAAAACAAACAGCCCUCCCUGGCCCAGAAAGAUGCUUCUUACAGAGCCCCAGAGCUCAUUCACCCUGGGACAGAGCCUGAAAACACUUUUUCUGCAGCUUGCAGGGAACUGACAGCCUGUGUUAUGUCAAAAAUAGCAGCUGGAAAGGAGUUCCCAUUGUUAGAUGUAGUUGCUUUUCUGCCACAGCAAUGUGCGCAGCAGAGCCUCUGGCGUCCUCGAUGAGGAUAUAAUUUGGCAUCUCUUCCUGACACCCCUCCUGCACCAGGCACCCCUUCUGUGCCCAGCCUCAGCUGGCAUGUCCCAGCCCACCCACUUGUCCCUCAGUGAUUCCUGGAUGGCCACUCACAGCUGAGGGCUAGCAGCUCCUCAACAAUCUGCCUUUGCUGUUCACACACACAAACAAAUAAAAACCACACAGCAAGCAGAGCAGUAGGUUUUUUGCUAAAAUCAAGGGGCCUACAGUUAUGUGACUAAAGGCAAAAAUCAGCUGGACAUGAAGCACCGUGGGCUGUGUCCUGGUGCUUGGGAGUGCCUGGAUGCCCAGACCAUGAACACACAAAGCCAUGUACCACAGGCUGAAGCUCAUGUGGGUGUCAGCCUGGCUCCCAGGCAGCACUGCACUGCCCUGCCACAGCCCAGGUCACACACAGACUGGGGAUGCUCCCCAAGAGGACAAACCCAAGCAAAAGCUGAACACUGUUCACUCUCACCAGCUAUUGCAAGUCUGAAAAUAAACCAACUCCAGUCUCCUAAGUUGCUGGUAAAGUACUUUCCCUUCAAAAUUACUUUAUAUGGAAAAAGGGAAACCUUCCAUAAGCAAUGGACAUCCAGUCAUGUUAGCUGGCAUGGCCUCAGCUGCUCCCUCCCACAUCAGUGCCCUGUGAGAGGCAGCAGCCAGACGGGAAGUGUGGGCAGCUCCCAGCCUUCCCCACUCCCAAAGAAAGCAGCCUGCAGCUUUCUGGCAGAUGUACAGAUGUACAAACCUCCUCUGUUACCUUCUUCUGAAGGCAUCUCUCGUCCUCCCGAAGCCUGUCUUUGAGGAGACUAAGGAGUCACAGAAGGAAGCGAGUGUUGGAUGCCGUGUCUGUUUGGACGUUCCCCCCAGACUUCAGCAGGCCCUGGAAAGGCUGCAAACACGAACACACUUUAUCCCAAGCCCUGCAGACUUGAGCCUGAGUCAGCUCACUGAGGAAGGACCCUGAGCCACCAUCACUGUGCCAUGGAGCAACUCCUGCUUUCCACAGCACUGGGCCCAGCGUGGUGCACACCACUGCCACUGGAAAUCCCAGCCCUGCUGUUCUACCCUGGGUUGGGAACGCUGCUUUCAGAGACCUUGAGCAUGACCUUCGUAUCACAGAAUCACAGAAUGGUGUGGGUUGAAAGGGACCUUAAAGAUCAUCUACUUCCAUGAGCUAAAGCCUGGAAAGAAUGUGAAAACGGAGACAGAAAAAAGGCAUGGCAGCAUUUCUGCAUGGAAAAGCAAGCAGGGCUUUCAAAAAUCCGACCUGAUUAGACUUGUUACGUGGUAAUCUCCUAUUUAGCUCUAACCUCAGUCAACCUCAGCCCAACAAAGGAUUAAACACAUUUUGUAAAACACAGCAUGCCUUUCCAGCAACAGAAAAAACAAACAUAGGGUGGAAUUUGCUGAUCAGUAGUCAUUCCUUCCUAGUGGAUUUGGGUAUGCUGUGAUGAUUAAGAAUGAAGAUGCAGGUGAAAUACAGGAUCCUCCUGAGCAGUGAAGCUUUUGCAUAGUCCCUGACAUACUGUUGCUCUCUAGGACUCUGACAAGUAAUAUAUUAAACAACUUCCAUAGUAGCUUUUAGCACAGUAACCAUAAAAACUCAAGCUCCAAUGAACCAAAACCUUUUCAAAUAGUGGAAUGCCUUUUAAGGAGGAAUUUAUGACCUGUGCUACAACAGUGGAAGUCCCCAAAGUUACACAUGAAUUUUAAAUCACCGGUAUUUUUGAACACUGAGAGCAAUGAACAGCAGUGUUGAGGAGUCAGUCAUGAAGCACAAGAGUCCAGGAAGGCUGGAUGUGUUUUAGAAAAGGAAUUGUUAAAUAUUCAAGAGCAGACUGCCCCCAGUGUACAACGACCAGGGAAAAAGACCAGCCUCAUUAAACAGAGAACCUGGGCUGGAAUUCAGGAAAAAGAAGGAGAAUCCAUCACCUCUGGAAGAAGGGUCAGGUAACACGGGAGGACUAUAAGGAUGUUGUGAGGUCAUGUAAGGAGAAAAUUAGAAAGGCCAAACCCCAACUAGAAUUUGAUUUGGCUGCUACAGUUAAAGGCAAUAAAAAAGUUUCUAUAAAUACAUUGCCAGCAAAAAAGGAGGGUCAAGGAGUGUCUCCACCACUGGUUGAAUGCAGAGGGUAGUGUAGUGACAGGGGAUGAGAAAAAGGCAGAGGCACUUAAUGCCUUCUUUGUCUUAAAUAUCAAGGCCAGUUGUCCUCAGGAUACCAAGCUCUCAGAGCUGGAAGCUGGUGAUGGGGAGAUGAGCAAAGCUCCCAUAAUCCAUGAGGAAAUGAUCAGUGACCUGCUGUGCCAGUUGGACACUCACAAGUCUGUGGGCCCUGAUGGGAUCCACCCCAGAGUGCUCUGCCACAGGAUCUCAGGAUGCAGCACAACAAUGCUGGAAAGAUCCAGCUACAAAAGCAAUGUUUUCUUUUGCAGUGGAAGCCAGCAGGUAGCAGGCCACCGCUGCAAGACCCCCAUUCCCACCUCAUGAAGAAACUCAAACCAGAUUCCCAGGAGAAUCAGGGAACUUGGUUCAUUUCCAACCAAGAUAACUUAGCAAAAACUUCUCUAAAUCUUUCCCCAGCAAAGACAAAACCACUCAAGAAAUGUGUAUAUUCUUCUAAGUCCCUUAAAAUCCAGAAAAGGAAGAAUGGAAGGAAAGAACUAAAGCAAUCUGAGCCUCUUGUUAACAAAUUUAGAAGAAUUUCUUGCAAAAUGUGCCUGGCUAUGAACUAUGCUUUGUGGUGUCUAGAGUUGGGGGGCCUUUGUACUUAAGGCAGCUGUUUCAGGAGAAGAUGAGCUAAUCUCAGUGAUAACAGCAGUCUGCCAUUUCCCACAAGCUUUUUUUCCCAAACUCCUGGUUUUGCUCUACUCUGGUGGUGGAUUAAAAAAAUAAAACAAACCACCCUCAAAACUAUGAUAUUUCUGGCAAAGCCUCAACAGCUGAAUUUGGAUGGAAUGAGCCAACAGAUGUGAUUCAUGUUUCUUGUUUUGAAAUUGACCUGUGGGAACCUGGCACUUCUUUGUUUGCAGCACAGAUGAACCUUUAUGGAACAGUGAAGCAUCAGCAAGGCAAAACCACUGAUGGGGUAAAUUGGCAGGAAUUUGGAGGGGAGCUAUAUCUGCCCCUGGGGCUGCCAGUCUCCACAAGAGCCUGGCAGUCACAAUCCUACAUCCAUCAGCCUGUUUUUUUAAACCCUGUGGACAGCCAAGAAACCUCAUACCCACAUUCUUCUGUGCCCCAGAGCUGGUGUGUGGCACCUUAGCAAAAAAAAAAAAACCUUCCAUGAGGGAUGGAAGCCAAAAAGAUACCUCUAUGAGGGGACAGCACAGCUCCAGUGACUGGGAUCUCCUUGCUGGUGAGAUUUAGACAAGUUUAAUGCUGGUUACAGUCACUUGUAAAAGAAUCUCUUCUGGUUCUGUUGUUUAUCUGUGGGAGGGAUCCUGUGAGCCCUCAUAAUCAUAAGAAAAAGCCUUGCAUGUUCCCAGUGCUGGAAAAACACUUCCAUGGAGCCACAGAGUUUUAAACCACAUUCAGAUGAAUAGAAAUAAGGCAAACUGCUUGGCAAACCAGCAAAUUUACCCUUCAGACAGAGAGGCCCUGAGUUUCUACCCCCAGGAGGUCUUUGCAGGUAGGUACAAAGCAGCACCAGUUCCCCUGAGAGUGAAACACUGUCCUCUGAAGUCUGCUGAGAGCUGCUUUGUGGUACACUGCAUUUGAGCAAGUAUAAGAGUUUGGCUUCCACCAAGAGAGAAGGGAGCAUAACACAAAGAGAAAGUCUUGACUGACAACAGCAAAACAACCUGAACACCCCAACUCUGUUGGAACAAGCAUUAGGGACUUCAAACCACAUAAAGAGGGAAUUUGCCAGUAUUUCCAGCAGUCAUGCCUCUCAAAGCAGGUAUCUGCUGGUAGCUAAUGAUAAGAAAGACUCGGGUAUUUGUCCCUUCCUGCAUUGGUUAGGCAACAAGUAAGUGCCUGGUAUUUUUCAGCUCAGAGAUCAUCAUCAGGAAUCCUGAUAGCUGCUUUUUUUUUUUAUGGGGGUUGGUGCUUUGAGGUUAUUUUUCUGCCUGGCUUGAGCUGAGCCACGCAAGCCUAAUUCUUUAUGCCAGCUGGUUUUGCAUGGCAGUGGGUACCACAGUCCUCCUGCCCCAAGUCCUAGCUGGCUGCAAACAGCCUCAGUGUGUGCACUGCAAAUUGAAUUUCAGCCUACAUUCCUGAAGCCACCAACCCCUUAAGAGGCACAUCUGAACAUCUGUGCACAGCUGUGUGACAGCAGUGACAGAGGGCAGCUCCCCAGCUGUCAGAGCAGCCUCCCCUCCUGCCAAAGGGCCACCAGAGGAGGCACCCCAGACUGCCUGUACCUGCCCCACCAGCAGGCUUCUGCUUUUCGUCUGGACCUGCCCUGCCUGCAAGACCUGGAGGCAGACUGAGCUGCAUUUUCAUAGGCAGAGAGCAAACAGACAAUCUAUUUAAAGGCAAUGUUGGAAAGCAGAUGGAAAACCUCACAGCAUCCACUUCCUGCAUCCUCAGCACUGCAAUUAGCUCCAAAGAGGCUGCUGGGACACGCAGAUAGAGAUGGGGUGCAGGUAGUGGUGCCCUAACAGGGAGCAGGGGAAACCCAGGUCCAGCUCUGAGCACAAGUGUGAGGGCAAAGCAGCAGCCCAGCCAGUAGGGAGCACUAUGGCAUCACUGCCUGCUCCCCCAGAGCAAAAAGGCAGGCAGCUUUUUCUGCUGGCACAGCACCAAGAGCAGGCAGGCAGCUUCAAGGACUUGGCAAUCAAGUAGGAUGCCUUUUUCCAGACAUCCCCAACAGUCCUGCCCGCAUAAAACCCACUCCAGAAAGGACCAGCUGGAACCCUCCAUCUGCCAAGUGCAGGUAGAGCAAAGAUUAUUUCCAUCCUUCUAAACUCUUCUCACCUGUGUCCUCCUUUGCCCUCCAGCAGGAAGUUUUGGCUGCUGCAGAAUUACCUUUUUCUGCAUGGCUUCAUGAUUUCUGUACAAAACACAGACAUCACAUCUGAGAGGUCUGGGAAACAAUCAAGGACAAGGUCAAGGCAAAUUCUGCAGGGCUGAGAACGUGCUCAUUCCUUUUGCUAUUUAAUAUCAAAGAAAGAUCCAACAGGAUGUGCAAAACAAGUCUUCCCCCUCCAGCUCUGUUUGAACAAAAAAAAAUUUAAAAAUCCCAAGAGCAAUCAAACACAAUUAGGACUCACUGCUGAAAACAUGUUUCUGGAUCCCUUCUUGGAUAUUAUCUUGAAAGGCUUCUCUCUCUUGGACUGAAAGGACGUGUGAGGGCACGCAGACACCUCAGAGCCCAACUACCACAAGCAGGAAGCCCAAGUGCUCUUUCACCCAAGGACUUCUUUCUGUGCAAAAACUGUCACAAAAAUGACUGAUCCUGCCUGUUUGUGGUCUCCCUGUGCUGGAUCCCACCCUAGAUAGUUCCUUAAGGAGAUCGCAUCUGUUUGUGGUAGGAAAUGGCAAAAAAAAAAAGAACUUCCACUAUUUGACUACCACAAUAUUCAGGUCCUUCUAGAAACCUAGAAAAGUGUCAUCUCCUCUCUGGAGAGAUACUGGAAAAGGCUCUAUCCUGUCAGGCUGAAGGGAUGGAUGUUCUUUCCUGUCAGUGUUUCCAUGUGAAGAUUAAACUCCCUGCCCUUCCCACCCAAUGCUACUAACUGCCGGGAGGCCCUGAGGGAUAGAGAAAUACUUCCAGCUGUCUAGCAUGGUUGUUGGAUGAGUUCCUGCCUCUGCUGCAAGCCACAGAGCAGUGCAUAUCACCAGAAAGCCCAUGGCACAAGGAAAGUUCAUGCAGCUGAGGGAAAUCUCUGAAGGGUCAUUUGUGACACCACUGCUGACCAGCCCACGUCCACCCUGCUCCCUUCCCUGACAUGCUGGGUCAGAGCUCUCCCAGCAGCAGAAGCCAAAAGAAGAAUGGGUCCCCUGAACGACGGAGGAGAGAACAUUUUGCCAGUUGCUCUGCACCACAUGCUCCGGUGAAAUUCCUGAACAGGUUGCUGUUGCCUGCAGAGGUGUCUUGCUGCAGAUCUGCACACCUGAAGAGACCUUCUCCAAGGAAGGGAUGCAGUUUGUGCAUGGAAUGGCUGUCCCACUCUGAGACCCCAUGUUUGCAUUGACCUCAUCAAACUCUGUCUCCAUAGUCUGGAUCAAAGCCCCACCAGUCAAACCAGCAUCCAGCAUGGGACAGACACCAGGAAGUGCAGCCAAGGGUGGGAACAGUAUCUUACAAGUAUCAAUACCUGCUUUGCAAUGAACUCUCAUAUUACUUUGGGCAAGACAAGUGAGAACACAGCCUUCUUCUCAAGUGCACACCUGAAGCAUGACAUCUUUCAAACCCAUCGGCUCACUUGUCUGGGCUGGCAGAGCCAAGAAGCAGCACGCAUUUUAGGACUCCUGGGGCCACUGGGCAGGGAAGGCUCUUUCCAAAUACUAGAUACAGGCAAAGACUGAGGCCAUUCUGAUCUCAGCCCACAUUGCCCCGAAGGAUGAAAAUCCUUCCCUCCAAGAGUUAAUACUGUACCACACUGUUUCUGGCUAAUAUGUAAGCCUAAUGCUUUGGACAAGGUUUGUGAAAAGCCACACAGGGCAUCUAAUGGGCAACAUCAAAGUGCAUAACCCAAUCCUCACCCAGUCUUUCAUGCCUGCCUUGGGAGUUUCAGAAACAUUUUUUUGCAAAAUACUUGGCCUCAGUUAUGAGAAGCAAGAGAAGGAGGAGGUGGAGGUUGUGACCUGCAGAUACUGUGUUUAUGAGAACACUCCUCCACCAAAACAGCACUGGCGCUCAAUGAGAUGUUUAGUAUAUGGUUUGCAUGCUAUGUCUUACUUCUGCCCUUCCAGCAAAAACUACUUUUAGAGGUCAGAAUUUCUAGUAGAGGCUCCACAGCAGAACAAUUUCUUCCUUGAGCACCAUCCCUAAGAAAAAGCUUGGGAUGAAUCAAGCUCCUGGUUGAAAAUGCUGAAGUGCAAACCGCUAUGUGCCCUGUUUGUUUCCAUUUAGAACCAAAGCAAGCCAGUGAAUGCUGGCUCUUAAUUUCUGUGGCUUUCACAUCCAUUUAAUCAUUUCCUUUUCUCUCUGCUUGCAACCAUCCCGGGCAGAACACUCCCCUGGACACCUCACCCCUUUUGUUCCAUCUCACAGCAGCCCAAAUUGCAAGCUUCAGGCAAAGUACGAAAAGUGAGGGAGUGUAGUUCCAGCACCGCUGGAAGCCAGCAGUGAGUGCUCAAGUUCCUCUGCGUUUCUGCGCCUGGUCCGAAGUAUUACUCCAAGUUUAGGCAGCGCCAUCCGACUGGGACUCUCCAGUCCAUUUAAGAGAGCGCACAGUCGCAGAGGAAUGAGGAGGUGCGCUGCUCAAACCAUGAUGCAACACAUAAGCUCAUUCUCUCCCCUAACGGGAAGCUUUCUGAACACUGGGCUAAAGCUUCAGGAAACUGCCCCCAGACAAGGCUGGUGAAAGAACUGGAAAACCGAAUUAUUGCUCAAAUAGCAUGUGGGGACCAGCAUGCCAUGGCACUGUCCAGAGGGGGCGAGCUCUUCACCUGGGGCCAGAACACCCACGGACAGCUUGGAGUGGGGAGCCAAAUUGCACUUACUCCUGAACCACAGCUGGUGGAAAGACUAAAGGGCAUCCCACUUGCUCAAAUUGCUGCUGGAGGAGCUCACAGCACCAGUGUGUCACUCUCAGGAGCUGUGUACUCCUGGGGAAAGAACAGUUUUGGACAGCUUGGACUCGGAGACACAAAAGACAGGGACUGCCCAACAUAUGUUGGAGCUUUAGAGCACUGGAAGACUGUACUUAUCUCAUGCGGGGCAGAUCAUACUGCAGUUCUCUCCAAGGAGGGGCUGGUGUGCACCUUUGGAGCAGGAGGGUCUGGCCAGCUGGGUCACAACUCCACCCAGAAUGAACUCCUGCCUCGUGUGGUGGCUGAGCUGCGGGGAGCAAAGGUUUCACACAUUGUCUGUGGCAGACAACACACCCUGGUCUAUGUCCGUUCCUUGGACAAAUUCUACUUCUUUGGUUCUGGUGAGGAAGGACAACUGGAAGACGAGAGAAAGCCCAAUCAGUUGAUACCAAUUCCCAUCGAUUCACCAGUGAAUACUGGAAAAUCCUGCCAGAGAACGGGUGCAUCAGGAAAGGGGAUUAAAGUUGCUGCAGGAGUACACCAAAGUUUUGCCCGUUGCAAGGAGGGGAACAAGAAUUCACAUUUGAAUGGAAUUGCCACUCUGGAGGAUAAAGAAGUGGAUGCAUGGAUUUCUAAAUCUGGAUGUAGUGAGAGUAUAAAAAGGAAUAUCAGACUGAUCUUUUCAUCUGAGGCUUGCAUCAAUGGAAGCUUCCUGGACAAAAGAGACAAACAUUUCAAAACUUCCAAAGAAAUCUCAGGCAUAGACAUGUCAGAAGUGAAACGUUUUUAUGAGAAGAUCAGUAAAAACCAAACAGUCUACCAGGAGGUGCAUAAGGAGAUUAGAAACUUACUGCCAUCAUUGUCUUCCUCCCCCAUCUCACCUGAAAAUUUCAGAGUCUACUUGAUCUUGCCUUUCCUUCUGAGGGGGGAGGAUAAAGAAUCUAUCCUUUCCCUGAUUAUUCUGGCUGAAGCCAUCAUGAAGCUCCAGCCAGAGGGCCUGCAAACUCUUGAAUGCCUAUGGUCAAAUCUAGAAACAUCCUUUUUCAAGGAGCUGGUCAUUCUGUAUCAGACGGCUUCCCAGGAAAUUCUGUCGUCAUUUGUCCAGAAGUUCAUGGCCACAGGGCCAAGCCACCUCUUCAGCCUGGACCCAGUUGAGACUGGGCCUCUGCAAAUACUGCAGAUGCUUUACCAGGUGAACUCCAGAACUGGUUUUGGAGUACAUGAAAGCAUCUUCCAUGUACACGGAGUGCGACAGAUUAUCAACAUAUGUUCAAGCUUCAAUGCAGUAACAGUCCUACAGAAGCUGAGCAAGUACCCAUGCAUCUUUGACAGGGAAAACAAGAUAGGCCUUCAUAUUGCAGAAUGCGAGGCUCUGGCCAAGAUCUCUACUACACCCUUUAUAUGGACCCCUGAGGAAUGGAAUUUUUGCGUCAGAAGACAAUGCCUUCUCCAAGACAUAUGGAAAAAUUUAAAAUCUGCCUCAAACCAAGAUUUCAGGAGGAUGCUAAAGGUGUCUUUUGUGGGUGAGGUGGGAGUGGAUGAAGGUGCAGUAUCCCAGGAGCUCUUCAGUGUUGCGGCCAGGACCCUCUGCCAGCCCACUGCCAGCAUCUUCUGCCACUUCCCCUCCGGCCUCGUGUGGUUCCCCAGACAGGCCCCGAGCCGUGGGAAUGCGGACAUCUUCCUCUUGAUAGGUACACUGUGUGGAAUGGCCCUGUUUAACCAGCGCACAGUGCCCUUCCCCUUCCCCAGGGCUCUCUACAAAAAGCUACUGGACCUGGCCCCCACCCUAGAGGACCUUGAGGAUCUGCUGCCAACCGUGGGCCGGAAUCUUCGGAAAAUUUUGAAUGGAGAAACUGAUAGCUUGGACUUGGACUUCACGACAAUGGAAGGAGAAGAUUCCACGGAUGUUGUUGAACUUAAAAAAAACGGUGCUAACAUUCCUGUCACUAAGGAUAACAGGAAAGAAUAUGUUGAUUUGUAUGUGAAUUAUAAGUUUAAUAAAUCAGUACAGAAGCCAUUCGAGGACUUUAUGCGAGGGUUCUUAAGAGGUUGCCCAGCUAGAUAUUGGAAGAUGCUUUUGCCUGAAGAGCUGCAGGUUCUUCUCCAGGGACACACAACUUAUGACUGGCAUCUGCUGGAAAAGAAUGUGAUAUACGCAGGGUAUACCGAGUCAGAUCAAACCAUCAGGAAUUUUUGGACUGUGUUUUAUGAGCUACCAGAAGAAAAAAAGAAAAUGUUUCUUGUUUUUUUGUCAGGAUCUGAUCGAAUCUCUGGCUAUGGACUAGAACCUUUUAGAUUUUGCAUUGCAGAUCGUCCAGUAGAAAAUCCAGAUGAGAGCUCUCCCUGUGCCGUUACUUGCCGCCCGACUUUGCUCCUCCCCAGAUACAGCAGUAAAAAAAUACUCAAAAAGAAGUUGCUUUAUGCCAUAGAGCAUAAUGAAGGUUUUGGCCGUGACUAACUCUGGGAUAGAAGCACUUAAAAGCAAAAAUAAGAAUACGAGUCUUUAUUCACUUGCCAUAUUUUCUCUUAAUAACUCCAAUUUACUAGUUUCUACCCUGCCUUAUUUUUACUACACUUUAUAAACACCUGAGUGUGUGUAUUUGCUGAGAUUUUACAUUGCUUAUAAAACUGAGCUUCGACUAGAUAUUUCAUAGUUAGAUUGUAAAGUUAGGAAAGAAGUAUCCUGUUUGGCACACUUCAGAGAAGCAAGCUGAUAACCAAGCAUAUUUACAUAUUUAUGUGCAGGCAGGGUCUGCACUGUUCUGGUUGUGUCAGGACAGUGAGCUCAAGCAGCAGGGAUUCUGUGGUUUGUACAUUUAUGCAUUAGCAAGCACACAACCAGGAUGUGCUAAGCAGUCACCCUUUCAAAGCAAAGCUGGGGUAAGGUUUUCAUCUGUGUUACUUAAGGGUUCUCAUGGGAGCAACUAACACAUUUAAUGAGAUUGUGAAUUGAAGGAGCAGUCUGUGCUCACCUGCAUAUGGUCUAUGAUUUAUCUGAGAGAAAUUCAUAGGAGGAUUUGAUUAUUCCUAGAGUUUUUCAAAAGCUGUAUUAAUGAAUUAUAAUAAUACAAUUUUUUGUUAUUUAGUAUGAUAAUUGUGAUAUUUGUCAUGGCUUGCAGAACAGCACUGUCUACAGAGUCCUGUGGACAUGAGGCUGGCAGGGCUUCAGGAAUCUCAUUGUCAAAACAGCACAGAGCACUGGCAGGAUAUUAACCAUGUCAGGCAGGAUGUGUGGUUACUGUGUAUUUUGCUCUGUGGAGAGAGAGAGAAACAACAGCCAUUAAUUUUCAGCAGUCUUCUGUUUGGUGCAUUAAAUGUGUCAGGGAACAUCUAUAUGUAAAGAAUUCCACUGUCUUAAA
Molecule: messenger RNA, 14718 nt
Organism: Motacilla alba alba
Lineage: Eukaryota; Metazoa; Chordata; Aves; Passeriformes; Motacillidae
Product: probable E3 ubiquitin-protein ligase HERC4
Exons: 23
Coding region: 11244-13817 (857 amino acids)
Biological process (GO): protein ubiquitination; ubiquitin-dependent protein catabolic process
Molecular function (GO): ubiquitin protein ligase activity
Source: RefSeq, a predicted model, not a curated record